GUAUUAAUAAAUUAAACUGUAAUUACUAGUAUUAGGUAAAACCAUCGCAAAAUAUCUUGAUCAAGGUUGUGCUCUGUCAUAAUUCUUCCUUUUAUUUAAUUUGACUUGAAUAAGAAGCAUGUUAAACAUGUUGCUGGUUCUUUAAACAAAAAAGUAUUGACGCAUUCGUUUAGAUACCCAGAUGCCCAGUGCGCAUCCAAAGGCUGUUGCGCACUGCUUAGUUGUUCUAUAUUUGGUGAAGGACGCACUAGACCAGAGUCCGCUCCCACCCUCCACAUAACAGCUGAUGUGGGACAAUGACAAUAUUGCUGGACUCACUCCAUUAAGUAUUUGUAAGUUUUACGCGAAGAUGGUGAGGACGCGGUACAGAGUUAAGUGCGUUCUGCGCAUUUUACGCAUUUCUUCUUUAUAUAUAUAUAUAACUGCUAAAACAAUUUAAGCUUUUAGUGCGUUAAAAUAUAUUCACUAUGUUAACUUGUUGAAUACCGAUUAGGAUUUUUAAAUACUUUUUUUUGAGAUACCAACUUGUUCCGACAUAAAGAAUUUGUUCAUCUCGAAAUGGACUCUUUUCACUGCUGAAGGGUUUUUGAAAUGGGGACAAUUGAUCCACUUGCAGUAAGACUGGAGAAUCAGGUGAAUAUAUCCGCCUUUGCCAACAUAUCAGCACCAACACCAGGACUUUCCGAUGCGCCCCUGUCCUCUUACGACACAUUAAUCACAUCCAUCCUCGGUACAGUUUUGACUGUCAUGUGUUUAAUCGGCGUUAUUGGAAACGUUUACACACUUGUCAUCAUGAACAUCUCAGUCCGGGUAACGGGAUCGAUGUACGUCUACAUUGUGAACUUGGCACUCGCGGAUCUCCUGUACCUCUCCACCAUACCUUUCGUGGUCUGCACGUAUUUUGUGAAGGACUGGUACUUCGGCAACAUCGGCUGUCGUGUUCUGUUCAGCCUGGAUUUCCUCACCAUGCACGCCAGCAUCUUCAUCCUGACCAUCAUGAGCACGGAGAGAUAUCUGGCUGUGGUGAAACCUCUGGACACUUUCGGUCGCUCCAGGCGCUACAGACGCGCGGUCACCUGUCUGGUGUGGCUCGUGUCUUUCAUAUUGGCUCUGCCGACCAUGAUCAUGAUCGACCUCAAGAGACACGUGCAUAACGGCGUGGAGAAACGCAUGUGCCACCCGACCUGGCAGAUCACGGCGUACAAGGUGUAUUUGACUGUCCUGUUCAACACCUGCAUCCUGGCACCUGGAUUCAUCAUCGGUUACCUCUAUCUGAAGUUAGCCAAAACCUAUUGGGUAUCACAAACGUCUGCAUUCUCAUCCAGGGAAAUGAAUAAAUGUCCCAAGCAAAAGGUGUUAUAUAUGAUACUUGGCAUAGUUCUUACCUAUUGGGCAUGCUUUUUACCCUUCUGGUUGUGGCAGUUACUCAGCAUUUAUUAUUUUAGGCUUGGUGGGCUGUCCAGCAGUACAGUGGUGUAUGUCAACUUUGUUGUGACUUGUUUGGCAUACAGUAACAGCUGUAUCAAUCCUUUCUUGUACACUUUGUUGACAAGGAAUUAUCAGGAAUAUGUGAAAGACAGGCAGAAGAGCAACAUGCCAUUUAAGAGAAGAUUCAGGGAGUCAUCUCAAAGGUCAGUGUCGUCUGGGAGUCAACAGUUGACUAAUACGCAGCACAAUGGCAAUUUUGAUUCGUAAAGCAACCUUUGACAUUUGUAUAAGUACAUGGCAAUCUCCUUUUUUCCAAUUGCGUAAUUUAUUAGACAGACAUAUAAUUAAAAGACCAUAUAUCUAUACAUAUAUCUUAACAAUCCAUAAUUACAGGCAUAAUAAUAAAUGUUAAUAUUUUGCACUAUUUGCUCUUUAUGUUUUGCUUCCAGUGGUAUGUUCUUUAGAUUUUUUAUUAUUAUGGCUUUGUAUAUUAGUAAAAAGUGUCUUGGUUCUUGAAAUUUCAAAAAUGUAUGUUCAAAAGGAACAUAAAAGUAUUAAGGGUCAUUUUAAAGCUCUGCUUUUUUGUAAAAUGUGUGCAGUAACAGAGAGCCUUGUAUUCCAUAUUUAUUAUGUUUAAUGUAAAGCUUGCAUUAAGUGUUAAAUAUCAUUACUGAAAACAUAUACUGUAUAUAAACUAGCUGUGCCGACCGACGUAUAUCAUGUGUUAAUAUAAAUAUACCAUGCAUAAUUUUAUAGCUACUUUUUCAUUUUCUUUUAAAGCAAUGAUACCUUGUAUAUUGGAUAUUUUGUACAUGUUUAUGCAUAUUUAUCUUGUUUUUGUACAUAAAAUAUACAGAAGCUUACUUUACUUUGAUUUUUAAAGUAUUUUCUAUGUUUUAUUUUUGUUAUCCAUCUCCUUGUUUACAAUGGGUAACAAAAAUCUCUAUAUAAACUUUCUCUGAAAAGUUUUAUUUUUUCCAGCAGAUUAUGCCAUUCACCCCAUCAUGGAAAUAAAAUAAAUGAUGCAUGGUUAAGAAUU
This is a messenger RNA of Misgurnus anguillicaudatus (oriental weatherfish), 2467 nucleotides long. RefSeq names its product urotensin-2 receptor 5 (gene uts2r5). Lineage: Eukaryota; Metazoa; Chordata; Actinopteri; Cypriniformes; Cobitidae. Gene Ontology annotation, molecular function: urotensin II receptor activity. Gene Ontology annotation, biological process: neuropeptide signaling pathway; blood vessel diameter maintenance; regulation of blood pressure. Gene Ontology annotation, cellular component: plasma membrane. The record is from RefSeq and is a predicted model, not a curated record.